CACCUUAUGCUUGUGGCGCGCGACGCUCCACCAACCUGGGAAAUUUCCUUCACGCGACGAGCAUUCGCGCUGGGACGCAGUUAGAUACUAUUAUCAUCAAGCGCAACACAGAGGAUGGCUUGCACGCGUGAAAGCUAUCGCAUAGCGAGCGCGCUAUUGCGUCGGCAAUUGCCUAUCCGGUCAGCUGCCCCUGGUGCGAGGAGAUUUGCCUCGACCGAGGCUGAGAAGCCUUCCUCAAACAAGGUCGACGACCUUUCAGAGCUUGACGAUGCGUCAUCUUUUAACACACCUGCUCCCGACGCAGCGAUCUUGGAUGCUUUCAAGAGCCGUCCUCCUCCCGCUCGUACCGGCAAGUUGCCCGCCAACAGGUACCAAUACCACCCACCCAAAUUCGAUCGCGGACCUCUUCAUCCAGUACAAUCACCACCGUCGUCUGAUCCUAUAGCUCGUAACUUCGUGCCCGGGCCAUUCAACCACCCGCGUCUACGACACACCCACGAAUCGACCAUUGCACCGGAUCUACUCACUUUGACCUACCAACACUACCCACCGGGGGAAGAGCGCGCCGUAUCCACAAAAGGAGAGCUCAGAGAAUGGGAUGGCUCAUCGCCGUAUCACAAAAACCGCCCCAAGAGAGGGCCGAGGGGUCCUGGCUCCGACAGACUGGCUCUGUUGGAGCGCGACAUUGUGUUCAACAAUAUCCCUGAAAUCAAGUCCGUCAGCAUAUCUAUGCACCAGCCUGAAGCUGCACGCGACAAGGAGUACUUAAACGUGGCCCGCGCUGUGUUGCAAGCGAUUACCGGAAAGUUCACCGAAUUGAACUUUUUGAAGAAGAACGUUGUGCAAUUCCAGAUUAGGAAGGGUGGUAUCGGAGGUGUCAACGUGACACUCGAUGGCAACGACGCAUACGAGUUUGUGGAUAAGCUCGUUACCUUGGUGCUGCCUAAAAUCAAGGAGUGGCCUGGUGUGAAAGCCACAAGCGGCGACGACAAUGGCAACAUCUCCCUUGGGCUUCACAAAUCGGCCAUGACCUUCUUUCCUGAACUGGAGUACAAUUUCUCGGCGUAUCCGGCGAAAAUGAUCCCUGGCUGUUAUAUCACCAUUCAGACCACUGCCACCUCUGACAGGCACGGGCGUCUGCUAUUAGAAUCAUUGGGGUUCCCCUUUUACGGCAAGGUCAAGAACUAAGCAUCGGAGCAUUCUGGGAAUUGUAUCUUUAGAUCAUGUACAUCAACUUGUGUCGACGGAAAUUGUAACAUAAAGAAGCGAAGAGGAUGCGGUGCCCCUGGGGUUCGCCUUGCUGUCAAUAUCUAAAACCCGGUACUGUCCAACGCCCGAACGCCAUUCCCUCCCUCUGAUUUUGAUGGUCUAAGUGAC
Molecule: messenger RNA, 1377 nt
Organism: Emericellopsis atlantica
Lineage: Eukaryota; Fungi; Ascomycota; Sordariomycetes; Hypocreales; Bionectriaceae
Product: ribosomal protein L5 domain-containing protein
Exons: 3
Coding region: 115-1188 (357 amino acids)
Biological process (GO): translation
Cellular component (GO): cytosolic large ribosomal subunit; ribosome
Molecular function (GO): RNA binding; structural constituent of ribosome
Source: RefSeq, a predicted model, not a curated record